GCAUCCAAGUAUAGAUUAUUGGUUUUAACCAUCUCACUAUGAAUAAUGUAUCUAUACAGAUAUAUCUAUGAGACUAUAGUUAAAUUGCAUAUCUGUUAUUGCAUUAUAUUUUCUGUUCGAAAGCUCCCCAAGUGAUUUUGGUGUAAUUAGUAGCAAAAGUUACAUUUUGGAACAUAAUUCACUUUUGUUUUGUUUGUUUUCAAAAGGCUCUCCCUGAUCCACAUUUUGUUUGUGAGUGUGGUAGGCUUGUCAAUACAAGUCAUUAACACAGCAAUGUUGCUGCUGUCUUCAUCAGUUCACCAGUUGACUUCUUAAUUGGCAGAAGUGGAUGGGUUGCAGACCAACCAUCGCAAGUUUACAGUUAAUAUAUUAUGCCUGGGAUUGUGGCCCAUCUCAUUGGUGCAUCUCUUCUUGUGUGUUUGGCACCAAUAUGUUCAAAUGCAGAUUCUGACACGCCUGUGAUAAAAUGUUACCAAUGCCAUUCCAAGUACGAUGACCAUUGUAAACAUAUCUCAGUAAAUAGCAGUGUUUAUUUCAAGCCCUGUGAGGACAUAGGGAAGUAUGCUGGGCAAAAACCAUUCUGCAGGAAGAUUGCUCAAAAAAUCCACGGAUGGGAAAGCAAGGAAGUGAUGGUGCGCAAGUGUGGUUGGGUGAAACACAACGAGGAAUGUUACCGAGUGCGUAACUGGGAUCAUUCCGAGACUGUGUGUCAGUGCUUCACGGACGGUUGCAACUUCGGCACAGCACUUCAUGGCUCUUUAUUUUUACUUCUGCUACCACUAUUGAUACACGUGUGCAUGGCUUAACUGUGCAAUUUCAUCAUCUUUCUGUCCAGGACUAUAAUGCUACACAUGAACUCUAGAAAAAUAAAUACUCUUAUUCAAACUUGAAGGACCAUGACAAUGCAAAGACAAGCUAAAGGAUAGCAUUUGAACAAUUUUUAUUGUAUAUAUAGGUAGUAUAGUUUAAAUUAACGCUUGGCCAGUCAAAUGGACCAAAGGCGUAAGGAGUGUUUUUUUUAACUACAGCUCACUCUUACAACCGCUCACACUUCCUGUCUUUCUUUGUGUAUCAUAUAUUGUAAGCUUCUUUCCAGCUGCUGAGAAUUAUGUUAGUUUCACAGCUGUUCAAAAUUUGUACAAUAGGAGACGUAAAAUAAAUAAAUUUUGCAUUAAACCUUGUGCUUUUGAUGGAAUUCUU
Molecule: messenger RNA, 1200 nt
Organism: Macrosteles quadrilineatus (aster leafhopper)
Lineage: Eukaryota; Metazoa; Arthropoda; Insecta; Hemiptera; Cicadellidae
Exons: 5
Coding region: 372-806 (144 amino acids)
Biological process (GO): sleep; regulation of synaptic transmission, cholinergic; positive regulation of voltage-gated potassium channel activity
Source: RefSeq, a predicted model, not a curated record